Messenger RNA from Asparagus officinalis (garden asparagus), 2011 nucleotides. RefSeq names its product cation/calcium exchanger 5. The record is from RefSeq and is a predicted model, not a curated record. Gene Ontology annotation, cellular component: membrane. NCBI's taxonomy places the organism in Eukaryota, Viridiplantae, Streptophyta, Magnoliopsida, Asparagales, Asparagaceae. Gene Ontology annotation, molecular function: monoatomic cation transmembrane transporter activity. Gene Ontology annotation, biological process: transmembrane transport; monoatomic cation transport.
AUGGGGCUCUUGAGCUCGAAGCUCCUCCUCCCCCCUCUCCUCAUCUCAAUCGUCCUCUUCUUCCUCCUCUCAAACCCUAACCCUAACCCUAACCCUAACAGCCUUGUCACCCUCCUAGCCCUCGGCAACGAUGCCCCCGACCUCUUCUCCUCCGUCGCCACCCUCCGCUGCGACGAGCCCCGCACCGACCUUGCCAUCCUCUCCGCCGGCGCCUUCGUCAUAAAUUCGGUUUCGAUCAUCGCCACGCCUUUCCCUUUGGAUCUGCCUCUAUUCAUUCGGAAUGUUUGUUAUUUAGUGGCGGUGCUGGUGAUGUUCUAUGUGUAUUUGAGGGAGAUGUAUUUGUGGCAGGGGGUGGGGUUUGUUGGGUUGUAUGUGUUUUUUGUGUGGUUUUUGUUUUGGAUGGACUUGGGGAGUACGGAUGCUUGUAAGAGGAGGGAGGAGGAAGUGGAGGAGGUGGAGAUGGGGUUGGUGGAGAAGUCGGCGGCGGAGGUUGAGGGUGGAGAUGGUAGAGAAGUGGUUGGGGAUCGGUGGAGCUUGUUUUGGAUGAUGGGAAAGAUCUCAAGGCUUUGGGAAAUUCCAGUAACAAUCAUCUUGAAGCUUACCAUCCCAUCAGUAUCACCUUCCGAAUAUAGCAGAUUUUACACAUCAGCCAACAUUUGCUUGUGCCCUCUCUUGAUACUAUAUUCUCUUAGUUCUUUUGUCCCAGUUGAUACCCAAAUUGUCUUCAUCCUUCCACACUCUCAGUUUCCUCUCUGGACUGUCGUUCUCUUCAUAAGUUUUAGUCUUGGAGUAGCCCAUUUCUUUUUCGAGAAUGAACCCCAACAAAAAGACAGCGAAAAUAAAAAUACAGCUACAACCUUAGUCGCCUUUGUGAUGAGUGUCUUUUGGAUAUCAACAAUGGCAGGUGAGCUUCUCAAUUGUCUUGCAGCAGUAGGGACCAUCCUAGACCUCCCACCUGCAAUCCUCGGGCUCACUGUUUUAGCAUGGGGGAAUUCAGUCGGCGAUAUUGUUGCUGAUGUGGCACUGGCAAAGGCGGGCCAGCCUGCAAUGGCAAUGGCCGGUUGCUUUGUUGGCCCCAUGUUUAACAUGCUGAUUGGUUUGGGCUCGGCGAUGGUGAUAGAGACUGCGAAAGCUUAUCCUGGAGCUUAUGAGCUCAGGUUCCAUGUUGGCAUUGUGGUUGCCUUUGUGUUCCUCUUGUUGAGCUUGAUGGGUUCACUUCUUGUUGUUACUUGGUUCAGGUUUCGCGUCCCUAGGUUUUGGGGGUUCUGUCUUGUUGGCCUCUAUGUUUUGUUUACUGCUGUGAGCUUAGCUAUUGCCAGAUUCGCAGGUUGAGAAAGAGUGAUACUUUUAAGUCAUUUUUGUACUGGGGUUAACUGUGGAUAUACCCUCUAUACCAUUGGCUAAUUACAUACAAACACUCCUGUAGCUCUAUUGCUGCAGAUAUAACCCCUGAGUGAAUUUUUUUUGGCUCUUUUACCCUCAGGUGUCUAUUUGUCAGAAGACAAGUUUCUCUUUCACUGGGUGAAAGAGUAGACGUUUCAGUCAGAGGGCCUAUUUGCAACAAUAGUACUACAUGGGUCUGUCCGCAAUUAACCCUAUGUACUAAAGAUCAGAAGCACAAAAGCCAUUAUGUAUGCUUCUGGCAAUUUACUUAUCAUCUCGAGAGUUUGUUUUUCUUCAUUGGAUGGUUUUCUCCGGGCGAGUGAUUUUAAACGAACCUGGAGAAAGAGGAUUCUUUGAAUGCUGAAGCAUUUGAUGGGAUACUUGUAUUCAUGAGAAGUGUACACUGGACUAACCGAUAAAUAGGUUUAGGGGAAGAAGAUCAAUAUAUAUAUAUUUCAGAAUAAAUUCUGAAGUUUGUAAUUCUUUUGUUGUAUAUACCCUUUUUACAUGGUGACGAGAUUAUCGAUUCAUUUUCAGCAAUUGCGAUGUAAACGAUUAAAGGUACACAAACAGUGAUCUGGAUUUGGUUCUUUAGUUGCUGAAAGCUAUUUAAAGAUGAUGUAUUUUU